AUGAGCCGCAGCGCCGGCCCAGCCCAGGCCUGGGGGCAGCGCGGGCAGCCCCGCACCCCGCACGGCCCGGGCCGGCGGCGCGGCCUGAGCCUGCUCUCCCCGCAGCUCCAGGAGGCCUUCUCCAGGGGCGAGCUGAAGCCGGGGCUCAACGUGGUGCUGGAGGAGCGGCCGAAGCGACGCAACGACACGAACGGUCUGAAGCAGUGCCUGGCCGAAUUCAGAAAGCAGCUGGCUUGGAUAGAAAGGCUGGAUGUGACGUUGGGCCUGGCCGUGGACUCCGUUUCCCAGAGUGCUUCUGACAAGGAUGCUGUUGACGCUGAGAACGAUUUCCAGAGAGAAAUGAGCUUCUACAGGCAGGCUCAGGCUGCUGUCCUGGACGCCCUCCCCAAGCUGCGCAAGCUGAACGUUCCUACUCGAAGGCCAGAUGAUUACUUUGCAGAGAUGGCCAAAUCAGACCAACAGAUGCAGAAGAUUCGACAGAAGCUCAAGAGUAAACAGGAAGCAAUGGAGAGGUCUGAGAAGGCAAAACAGCUCCGUGCAAUGAGAAAAUAUGGCAAGAAGGUGCAAACUGAGAUUCUGCAGAGGAGACAAAAGGAGAAAAAAAAUAUGUUGAAUGCAGUCAAGAAAUACCAGAAAGGUCUCUCUGACAAGCUGGACUUUUUAGAUGAAGAACAGACAACAUCCCAGGGGAAUAAAAAAGGCAGUGCAAGUCAACGGAUAAAGAAGGGACCAAAUGCCAAAAGACGAUACAAGAAUCAGAAGUUUGGUUUUGGUGGAAAGAAGAAGGGCUCAAAGUGGAACACAAAGGAGAGUUUUAAUGAUGUAUCCAGCUUCCGGUCGAAAGUGGCUCACAACAAAGGCCCAGGAAAAGGAGGAAAAAAAGCCCUCAAUAAGAGACCUGGAAAGAGAGCAAGGCAGAAAAUGAAGAACCGAGCACGCUAAGAGGACUGUGCUCCCCAGUGGGGCUCUUAUGUCUCUGUGUUCCAAGAUAUGUUUCUGCACAUCUUUCUGUGGAGCAAGCUGGAUGCAUCCAAGUGGCAAGAAAAAAAAAGUCAGUGGAAACUAGUGCCUUAUCACUAAUUUCUUCUUGCUUUCUGUUUUGUUGAAAGGUUGUUUUCUACUGAAACCUUUGGUGUGUGAAUGCAUUAAAUGGUUUGCAGAGAACUGUGUCUAAUUCAUGUUUAGUUGUGUUAUGAAUGGUGGCUGAAGCCUGCCCUUUGUUCCCUUUAUACUGACAGCUUUUUCCACAGCUACUGUUGACAUGUAUGUGGUGAACUUGAGUUCUGGGUCAUCUUGCUGGUGUUAGAAUAAAAAUUCUGAAGC
This is a messenger RNA of Chaetura pelagica (chimney swift), 1323 nucleotides long. RefSeq names its product EBNA1 binding protein 2 (gene EBNA1BP2). The transcript is spliced from 9 exons. Gene Ontology annotation, cellular component: preribosome, large subunit precursor; nuclear periphery; nucleolus. Bases 1 to 942 code for a protein of 313 amino acids. Gene Ontology annotation, biological process: ribosomal large subunit biogenesis; rRNA processing. The record is from RefSeq and is a predicted model, not a curated record. NCBI's taxonomy places the organism in Eukaryota, Metazoa, Chordata, Aves, Apodiformes, Apodidae.